Messenger RNA from Zophobas morio, 438 nucleotides. Its product is annotated as gastrula zinc finger protein XlCGF26.1-like. The transcript has 2 exons. Gene Ontology annotation, biological process: regulation of transcription by RNA polymerase II. Gene Ontology annotation, molecular function: chromatin insulator sequence binding. The record is from RefSeq and is a predicted model, not a curated record. Gene Ontology annotation, cellular component: chromosome. Lineage: Eukaryota; Metazoa; Arthropoda; Insecta; Coleoptera; Tenebrionidae. Bases 1 to 438 code for a protein of 145 amino acids.
AUGACCGGCGUGUAUGUUUUAGGUGACCCCAAAGCCAAAUUCGAGUGCCGCUUCUGUCGCAAGACGUACAAACACUACGCCAGCCUCUGGCGCCACAUAAAACACGAGUGCGGCAAAGAACCCCAGUUCGAGUGUACGUUGUGCGGGAAAAAGUUCACCCAAAAGUCGUCCCUCACCUCGCACAUCGGGCUAAAACACGCCGCCAUUUGGAAGUUUAAAUGCUCGGAUUGCGACAAGUCGUACAAAAACAAAGCCUCUCUAAGCCGACACGUCAGGUACGAGUGUGGCCCCGAACACAAAUUCAAAUGUAUUUACUGUUACAAAGCGAUGAAGCAAAAGUACGACCUGAAAAAACACGUGAGGAGGCGCCACCCCGAACGGGCGCUCGAGUUCGAGUCGAUUUAUAAAGAUUUAUAUAAAACUGUGUUUUAUGUUUAG